Linum tenue is the source of this 2632-nucleotide messenger RNA. NCBI's taxonomy places the organism in Eukaryota, Viridiplantae, Streptophyta, Magnoliopsida, Malpighiales, Linaceae. The record is from the annotation of a GenBank genome assembly.
GGAAUGAUCAUACUUAGAAUCUCUCCCUAUCAUUGAGUUAUUGAAACUAAUUUGUAAUAACAUCAUAGUUUUUAUUGAGAGAUCUCGUAUUCGAAUAAUUUAAAAUACACAGUAUUGAAAUUUCGUGCAAAGUAGAAGGCAGCUGAAGCCUGAAAGGAACCCGAAUACCCAAAAAAAAAAAAAAAUUCAUAAAAUCAAGUCGUUGACCCUCACCACCAAAAUCCCCUCCCUCCAAUUCCAAGCUUUCUCCCCAACAGCGGCCCCUACGCCGCUGCCCUUGCUCUCUCUCUUCUUCUCGUGCUCUAUUAAAAAGCCAACGCACACUUAGCUCACGCCUACAAACAAACUCCUCUCCCCCCUUCCUCUUCCUCCAGCACAAGAAACAAAAACCAGAGCCUCCAUAUAUCAUCACCUCUCCUCGUCACAAAACAGAGAGAACCCAAAAAAAAAACAGAGAGAAACAGAGCAGGAGAUAAGAAGGAAGGAAGGAAGGAAGAAACGAAAUGGACAGUGAAGGGGCGGUGGUGGUAUUAUGGCUGAUGCUGAAGCUGGCGGCGGCCUCGUUUCUGGCGGCGGUGUUCGUCCUCAAGAUCGUGGUUCUCCUCUGGUGGAAGCCCAGGAGAAUUGAGGACCAUUUCUCGAAACAGGGCAUCCGCGGCCCGCCGUAUCGAUUCUUCAUCGGCAAUGUCAAGGAGCUCGUCGAGAUGAUGCUCAAGGCUUCCUCUCAGCCCAUGCCCACUUACUCCCACAACAUCCUGCCCCGCGUCCUCUCCUUCUACCACCAGUGGAAGAAAAUCUAUGGCUCGACAUUUCUGGUUUGGUUCGGACCCACGGCCCGGCUGACCGUAUCGGACCCGGACCUGAUCCGCGAGAUCUUCUCCUCCAAGGCCGAGUUCUACGAGAAGGUGGAAGCCCACCCGCUGGUCAAGCAGCUCGAAGGCGACGGCCUCCUCAGCCUCAAGGGCGAGAAAUGGGCUCACCACCGCAAAAUCAUCACCCCGACUUUCCACAUGGACAAUCUCAAGUUGUUGCUGCCGGUGGUGGCGGAGAGCGUGACCGGAAUGCUGGACAAGUGGACCCAGGCAAUGUCCAAUUCCGGCGAGGUCGAGGUCGAAGUCUCCGAGUGGUUUCAAAACCUGACGGAGGACGUCAUCACUCGAACCGCCUUCGGAAUUAGUUACGACGACGGCAAGGCCAUCUUCCAGCUUCAGGGCCAGCAGAUGCUCCUCGCCGCCGAAUCUUUCCAGAAAGUUUUCAUCCCCGGCUACCGGUUUUUCCCGACGAGGAGGAAUGUGAAUUCGUGGAAAUUCGACAAGGAAGUGAGGAAAUCGCUGACGAAGCUGAUCGACGUGCGGCGGGAGAGCUCUUCCUCUGCAACGGCGGCGUCUCCGGCGCCGGCGAAGGACUUGCUGGGCCUGAUGAUUGAAGCGUCGAAGUCCCGGCCGAACGACGUGACGCCAAACGACAUCGUAGAGGAGUGCAAAAGCUUCUUCUUCGCCGGCAAACAUACCACAUCCAAUCUGCUGACGUGGACAACCGUCCUUCUCGCUAUGCAUCCACGCUGGCAGGCGCUGGCACGUGACGAGCUCCUCCGGGUGUGCGGGUCACGUGACAUUCCCUCCAAAGAUGACCUCAUCAAACUCAAAACGCUGAGCAUGAUACUGAACGAGUCGUUGCGGCUGUACCCGCCGACGAUCGCGACGAUCCGGCGGACGAGGGCCGACGUCGAGCUGGGAGGUUACAAGGUGCCACGUGGGACCGAGCUGCUGAUCCCGAUCCUGGCCAUGCACCACGACCAGGCGGUGUGGGGCAACGACGUGAACGAGUUCAACCCGGGCCGGUUCGCGGACGGGGUGGCCCGGGCCGCCAAGCAUCCGGCGGCCUUCAUUCCGUUUGGGCUCGGGGCCCGCAGCUGCGUGGGCCAGAACCUGGCCAUCAUGCAGGCCAAGCUGACGCUGGCGAUGUUAAUCCGACGGUUCAGAUUCAAGCUGGCGCCGACGUACAAGCACGCGCCGACGGUGCUGAUGCUGCUCUACCCACAGUACGGCGCCCCCGUGAUCUUUGAGAAACUGGCCCCGUCGUCAUCGGAAUCGUUGCCGUCAUCGGAAUCGGAAUUGGUAUCCAGCGGUCGUCAUACUGUGUCGAUGUGAAAAAGAAAAAAAAAGCAAAAGGAUGGAAAAUUACAAAAUGAUACCCCAAGUAAUAUGGUAUACAUUUGCUAACCCCUACUGUUAAAAAAAAGUGAAAAAAUGGGAGGCUAUGGGUUUUUCUUUUUUGGGGUUUCUUGGGGCUUUUUAUUAUUAUUUGGGUUUUGAGGGUGAAACCCUGAUUUAGGAAUUGGGAUGAAGGAUGGCCAUGGUUUCCAUACCAUAGGAGGGAGAGUGUUUGCCUUGGUUGUAAUUUUAUUUUAUUCUUUUUGGUUAAUUUUUUGGGUUUAGGGUUUAGGAUCAUUUUAGGGGUAAUUAGCUAACAAGUAGGGUAGGAAAGAUCCUUAUGUUCAAUCUCUCUAUCUUAAUUUCUCAUGUGUAUGUAAUGUGUAUAUGUUCAAGAAUCCCGACACAGUUUUUUGUUCUAGCAUAGUAUCACAACUAAUCCUAAUAAUAUCGGUAUUACUAAAAGGGUUUAAGCACAA